AGAGACAGAUCUCCAUCCUCAGAGGUAAAACACUGACUAGAAGUAGUCACACUUUACGGAUGUAGAGUUGCAGUAGACUGACAGUGUUAAUCUGUCAUACAGGACUAAAAGUGCAUACACAGUCACACUGCAGCCUCCUGAGCAACAGCAGUCACGUAUCUAGUGAAGCGAAAGCAGCAGCCACUUCCCCACGACCCAACUAUGCUAAACAUCAACAUGCAGCCACUACUCUGUGCUUGCUGGCCUCUUGACCUGGAGGUGUGGGGAGGAAACGGAGCAGAUAUUCAGUCAGAUUUCUCGCUCCACUGAUAAACCUCUUCAAUACGGCACUCCUCUAAGUGCCCUUGGUUGUCCCAUCUCUCCAUGCUUCAUGCAGUUGUGUCCAGCGUACUUUUAGAAGCAUGUGUCAUCUCUUCCUCCUUCCUCUUUCUGAAGUGAGAACAAUCUCAAGGGGUUCAAAUGAUUACCAAAUGAGAAAUCUUUGGCUUUCAGCAUGGAUGUAGGGAAAGAACUUGCAAAAGACAUCUACCAAUAUCUCCCUUAUUCAUAUAACAAGGGUUCCCUCUCAGAUAAAGUAACAAAUAUAUUUUGUGGGUAAGUCAAUUAAUUGUAGCCUUUGACAUUGUCAGCUUUAAAAAGCUCUGCAUCUUUUCCAUCUUUGAGACGCUCAAACGUGCCUUAAAGGCACCCAACCACUCAUAACACACUUGAAGCUCUGUUGGUUGUCAGUUCAAAUGCAAAAACUGUGUGAAACUGCAGUUGCUUGCACCUGUUUAUGUAGCGACACAUGCAAAUGGGAAGGAAGGGGCUGCCAAAAGCACAGCAGUAGGGUUGGUUACUGAUCACUGAUGAAUAUAACAAUUGUGUUUUCUCUUGCACUUGCAGAGUAUUGUCAAGUCGAUGGGUUGUGUUCUCUUGGCACCUCUGGUAAAUGAAGUAGUUAAAAAAGACAAGAGUCUUGAUCACUGCCAGGCUGCCAUCACAUAUUUGACCAGGACUUGCAAACCAGAUGAACUCCUGCAUAGCUUGCUUGAACUAAUUGAAGACAUUGAUCCAGAUGCCAUUUCUGAGACCAUCAUAGCUCUUGUUCCGCAUCUUCUAACAGUGCUGCUGCGGUUGGAUGAGAGAAAAGCAGCUUCUGUGGGUUUGGCUCUGUCUGCCCUGCAGAAGCAGCUGUCCCGGCUGCCUGUGCCUUACACCCAGCAGCAGGAGGAAGCAGAUGAGUACGGUCUAUGUCGCUGCUGCACCGCCUUAGCUGUGCUCACAAAACCCUUCAUAGAGGAAGUGAAGAGGAAAGACGGAAACAGUGUUACUAGCACAGAGGAUGAGGAGCUUAAGACGGAGCUUCUCGAGUUCUGCCUGAGGAGUUUGAGAGAGCCUUUGCUUGAGGCUGAACUGACCCGAGACAGAAAAUCCUCACUGUGGCUCUUUGCAACAGAGAUAAUGGUCACAUUACCUGCAAUCCAAGAGCCUCUUCCAGAGCUCCUGUUCUUCAGCUCACUGAAGAAAAAAACAUCACAGGACAUCAGUCAGUCUAUGGAGUCACGAGCAUGUCUAGCGUAUUUGCUGUUUGUCCAGCUCAUCGCCAUUGACAGAUUCCCAGCAGUAUUCAGCCCUGUGUUUGUUCUUCAGUGCAACAUGGAAUACAUCAAUCAGCUGCUCAGUAGCAAAAAGGAAUCACACUUACUCAAAGGACUGGCACUGUAUAGAAAAAGCUUGGAGAGUGUGCAGGACAACAGCCUUCCAGUGAGUCUACUGGAGCUGAAGAGCUUCUACAAUGUACCGCAGAACCUGCGGCAACUUCUCACUGACUGCCCGAUGCAACAUUUGAGAGAAUCUGGACUACAGGUUUUCCAGCUCUUCAUCAAUAAAUUAGAUGCUGAAGCAAAGCACAAGUUCUUCAGGUGCAUGUUAAAAACCAGCAACCAUUCAGGUGUAGAAGGUUAUAUCAUAAAGAACAUCAGGAAUCAAGUAGAAUUUUCCCUGAAGCCGGGCAAUGCCAAUGAAUGGUUCCUGGGAGUGGAGUUUCUCUCGUUGCUGGGACUGGUGUUAUGUUUGCCACAGGGUGCUGAGACAGAUCUGCUUCACAACAUGGACAGGACAAUGGAGUGUCUGAAUCUUCUGCGCUACCUCCUUAUCAGAGACAAAGAACUGAGGAGCAAUGCAGAUGUGUGGGAAGAGCUGUGCAGGAUCAAAGACAAAUAUCUCAAAAUGCUGCGUGUGUGUAUCAGCAUAUCAAGAGCAUAUUAUUCAGCUGAACUGAAGGCGCUGAUAGAGGAUCAAAAGCUAAAAGCAAAAGAGGCCAGAGCUCCUGCUAGAUCCACAAAAUUAUUCAAGAGCAUAACGGUGAAACGUGAGAAAGUGUCUAAUAUGUCCCCAGAUGUCCAGAAUCAGGUGUUGCAGAGUGCUUUGGUGACAUUCGACCUGAUGGAGAGUCUUAUUGUCCGCAUUGAAGAGAUCACAGAAGAAUAGUUUACGGCAGAA
This is a messenger RNA of Thunnus maccoyii (southern bluefin tuna), 2484 nucleotides long. Its product is annotated as glomulin-like. Bases 901 to 2472 code for a protein of 523 amino acids. The transcript has 16 exons. The record is from RefSeq and is a predicted model, not a curated record. Lineage: Eukaryota; Metazoa; Chordata; Actinopteri; Scombriformes; Scombridae. Gene Ontology annotation, cellular component: cytoplasm. Gene Ontology annotation, molecular function: ubiquitin-protein transferase inhibitor activity.